Blumeria graminis f. sp. triticale is the source of this 3660-nucleotide messenger RNA. The record is from the annotation of a GenBank genome assembly. NCBI's taxonomy places the organism in Eukaryota, Fungi, Ascomycota, Leotiomycetes, Helotiales, Erysiphaceae.
AUGGUCGCUAGUCGACGACCAAAGGGAGAUAAGGCUGCAAAGGCGCCGGGCGGUGGCAAGAAUAAUAUUAAGAAGGCGACAUUUGACUCUACCAAGAAGAAAGAAGUGGGGGUUUCUGACCUAACGUUGAUCAGCAAGGUCACAAAUGAAGCUAUCAAUGAUAAUUUAAAACAACGCUUCGAGAAUGGCGAGAUCUAUACAUAUAUCGGACAUGUGCUCGUCUCUGUUAAUCCCUUUCGCGACUUGGGAAUUUACACCGAGAAAACCUUGGACAGCUACAAGGGUAAAAAUCGGCUUGAGAUGCCGCCUCAUGUUUUUGCUGUAGCAGAGUCUUCAUACUAUAACAUGAAAGCAUACAAAGAAGACCAAUGUGUAAUCAUUUCGGGGGAGUCAGGGGCGGGAAAGACAGAGGCGGCCAAACGUUUGAUGCAAUAUAUUGCAAGUGUAUCUGGAGGAAGCAAUACUUCGAUACAAAAGACGAAAGAUAUGGUUCUAGCAACCAACCCUUUACUAGAAUCAUUUGGAAAUGCUAAAACUCUUCGAAAUAAUAACUCCUCAAGAUUUGGCAAGUAUUUGCAACUUCAUUUUAACUCCCAAGGCGAGCCUAUUGGUGCAGACAUUAAAAAUUACCUCCUCGAAAAAUCAAGAGUAGUCGGACAAAUUUUUAAUGAACGGAAUUUUCAUAUCUUCUACCAGUUUACAAAGGGGGCUUCAAGCACAUAUCGUCAAAAUUUUGGAAUCCGUACGCCUGAUGCUUACUCCUAUACAUGUGAAUCAAAGUGCUUAGAAGUCGAUGGUAUAGAUGACGUAAAGGACUACGCCGAUACGCUCAAUGCAAUGAAUGUCAUUGGACUAUCCGAGGCAGAGCAAAAUGAAAUAUUCCGAAUGCUGUCGGCUAUUUUAUGGACAGGAAACAUCUCAUUUAUAGAGAAUCAAGAAGGGUAUGCAGCGGCAGCUGAUCAAGGGACCGUAGAUUUUUUAGCAUACCUACUUGAAGUUCAGCCUGCACAGCUUUUAUCGGCUAUAACUAUCCGAAUACUCACUCCACGGAAUGGUGAAGUAAUCGAAUCACCUGCUAAUAUCGCACAGGCAACAGCUACUAGGGACGCCUUAGCAAAAUCUAUCUAUGGUAACCUUUUCAACUGGAUUGUGGAGCGUGUGAAUGUAUCAUUAAAAGCUCGCGACGUAACUGUGAACUCUCUCGGCAUCCUUGAUAUUUAUGGCUUUGAAAUAUUUGAAAAGAAUAGAUUUGAACAACUUUGUAUAAAUUACGUCAACGAGAAGUUGCAACAAAUAUUUAUCCAGCUUACAUUAAAAACAGAGCAAGAAGAAUAUGCUCGGGAGCAGAUAAAAUGGACCCCUAUUAAGUAUUUUGACAACAAAAUUGUCUGCGAUUUAAUUGAGUCAACAAGACCGCCCGGAGUCUUUUCUGCAAUGAACGAUGCGACCAAAACUGCUCAUGCUGAUCCAGCUGCCUGCGAUAGGACCUUUAUGACUUCUAUCAACGGUAUGUCCAACGCUUAUUUAACUCCUCGGCAAGGAUGUUUCAUUAUUAAACACUAUGCGGGUGAUGUUAACUACACUGUGGAUGGAAUCACCGAUAAAAAUAAAGAUCAGCUUCUUAAGGGUCUACUCGAUCUUUUUAGUAAAAGCAAAAAUAAAUUCAUCCACUCAUUAUUUCCCAAUCAAGUAAACCAAGAUAAUCGUAAAUUGCCCCCUUCGGCAGGCGACAAAAUUAAAGCUUCGGCAAAUGAUCUCGUUGCGACCUUGAUGAAGUCCCAACCCUCCUAUAUCCGGACAAUAAAACCAAAUGAGAAUAAAUCGCCAACGGAAUACAACGUUCCAAAUGUCAUGCAUCAAAUCAAAUAUCUUGGUCUACAAGAGAAUGUUCGUAUUCGGAGGGCUGGCUUUGCAUACCGCCAAACGUUUGAUAAGUUCGUGGAACGAUUCUACCUUCUCUCUCCACAAACAUCAUAUGCCGGUGAUUACACCUGGACAGGAGACUCUAAGUCUGGCGCUCAAGAAAUUUUGAAAUCUACUAGUAUUCCUUUAGAAGAAUACCAGAUGGGCGUGACAAAAGCUUUCAUCAAAGCACCUGAAACUCUAUUUUCUCUAGAGCACAUGCGUGAUAGAUACUGGCACAACAUGGCUAUACGUAUCCAGCGUGCGUGGCGUGCAUUUCUUCGCAUUAGAAUCGAAGCUGCAACUCGUAUUCAAAGGGUUUGGCGAAAAAAGCGAAAUGGUGCGGAGCUUCUAGCUCUAAGAGAAGCCGGUCAUAAAAUUCUCCAAGGCCGCAAGGAAAGAAGAAAAUUUAGUCUGCUUGGUUCGAGAAGAUUUAUGGGUGAUUAUCUGGGGUUUAAUGCCAGCAGUGGGUCGGGCUCGAGAUUACGAUCUUCAAUCAAUAUGCCCGGAGAAGAAAAAGCUCUAUUUUCUUGUCGAGGAGAGAUAUUGGAGACAAAGUUUGGUCGCUCAAGCAAACCAUCUCCUCGGACUUUCAUAUUGACUAAAAGUAAGUUUUAUAUCAUUACACAACAGAUUGUCAACAAACAAAUCCAGAUAUCUAUCGAGCGAAGUAUCUCACUUUCUACUAUAAAGUUUGUUAGUGUCUCGACGUGUCGUGAUGAUUGGUUCUCAUUGGGUGUCAGCUCCCCUCAAGAGGCAGACCCAUUGCUAAACUGUCUUUUGAAAACGGAGCUAUUUACUCACAUGCAACGUGCGAUUUCGGGCGAGUUGAAUCUCAAAAUCUCGAGUAAUAUUGAAUAUUCCAAAAAGCCCAACAAGUUGCAGGCUAUCAAAGUUUUAAAAGACUCAGCAGCAGGGCAGGACUACUACAAAAGUGGUGCCAUUCAUACUAGUCAAGGUGAACCGCCCAAUUCCGUUUCACGACCUAUGCCAAAAGGCAAACCUAUUCCAGCCAGGCCUUUUACAAAAGGUCGACUUAUCAAACCAGGUGGGCCUGGCGGACGGCCUUCGAAGCUGUCCAAUCCUAAAAGGAACACAAAGCCUGUCGCUCAACAAUUCGCGACUAGUUCUGUGGACAGAAUUCCAUCAGUAGAACCCACUGUUACUACAGGCUCUAAAACAACGGUAUCAAUACCUGUUAUAGUACCAAAUCAAGCAGUUUCACGGCCACCGCCGCCACCACCACCUGCACAACCUGCGCGGCCCAAAAAAAUUCAAUACCGGGCUUUAUAUGAGUUUUCAGGGCAAAGCGAGAAUGAAUUAAGUUUUCAAAAAGAUGAAAUUAUUACUAUUAUACAAAAAGAAAAUAAUGGUUGGUGGCUGGCCAAAAAUACGAUGAAACAAGAGGGCUGGGCCCCCUCCGCUUAUUUGAAGGAAGAGUUGAUUACUCCUCCACCGCCACCUAUUGUCGGUGCUAAGCCAGCGCCUCCAAUUGCACCUCCUAAGGCUAACGGCAUCGGUCCGGUUGUUCGCGCUAAGCCUACACCCCCAGUCCCGCCUGCUAAACGACCUAUAUCAAUGCGAAAUUCGGCAGUUAACCCAGUACUUCGUAACUCAGCCAUAAGCGCUAAUACUAAUGGGUCAGAAAGUGGACGUAACACACCAACUCCUAGUCUAGCUGGUGGGCUUGCAGAAGCCCUAAAAGCUAGACAAGCUGCCAUGCGGAAAGAAAGAGAUGAUGAUGAUGAUGAAUGGUGA